Messenger RNA from Cephus cinctus (wheat stem sawfly), 646 nucleotides. RefSeq lists its product as uncharacterized. The record is from RefSeq and is a predicted model, not a curated record. NCBI's taxonomy places the organism in Eukaryota, Metazoa, Arthropoda, Insecta, Hymenoptera, Cephidae. The transcript has 4 exons. Bases 173 to 460 code for a protein of 95 amino acids.
CGAUCAAUCAUUUCAGUAAUUGUCAUUCAUUUAGCGCCGCCACUCGAUACGAGGUGCAUGCGUGGCUUCCCCCUUUACUCAGCAAAUCUCUUCUACGAGACAGGAAUCAUUGGUAUUAAAUGCGAGUUACAUCAGUCUUAUAUCGCAAGCGUUCAAAGAAGGAUCAGAGAAUAUGGACCUGAGAUUGACCCUGGUAAUAGUGUUAACGGUACAGACAGGAAUAGAGGCAGCAUCCGUCCUGACCUUUGUACAUGAUCUCAUUCAGAAUAAUGUGGCAGGUGUACCAGUAAUACAUGAGAGGACGCAGUGGGAAUUUGAUCCUGAUCUUGGAAAACAGAGAAGGGUUCAAUUUGAAGCCUUGAAUGGAAAACUUGGAGAAGAUCUUAUUGCUAGGCUGGGUAUGGGAGUCGGAUUUAAAGGACCAUGGGGUACAGUCGUAGGAAGAAAUGGCGUUCGAUAAAAGUGGCGAAAGCGACUACGGCCUCGAACUUCCUUUACUUUCCCGUUCAUUUAAAUGGGUACGAAAUUCUGAUCAUGACCAACAGUUCACUUUCGACUCUCAUACGCAUAUUCAUUGAAUUCUUUGGAAUAGUGCAUAAGGAAUUAUAAUAAAAGAACUGUUCCCGUGGUUCAGUGAUACCAAUAA